Orbicella faveolata is the source of this 1689-nucleotide messenger RNA. RefSeq lists its product as uncharacterized. The record is from RefSeq and is a predicted model, not a curated record. Gene Ontology annotation, molecular function: ATP binding; protein kinase activity. NCBI's taxonomy places the organism in Eukaryota, Metazoa, Cnidaria, Anthozoa, Scleractinia, Merulinidae. Gene Ontology annotation, biological process: necroptotic signaling pathway; protein phosphorylation.
GUUUCAGUGAAAGGAGUUAAUUUGCGUGGUGUUGUUCGUUUCAAGGGGGAAUUACCGUCUUGUCUUGGCACUAUGUUUGGAGUUGAGCUGCCAUAUGCCCAAUGGCAGGGAACAUGUGAUGGGACAUUCGAAAACAAGCGGUACUUUGAAUGUACACUAGAUUCUGGGGUUUUUGUUAGUCUUGAUAAAUUGACACCUCGAGGAGAUACAGUUUUGCCAUCAAUUCUGAAAGGAAAUGUCAAAGAAAAGUCACCUCAACAAAGAAUUGAGAAUUUAUUUGAAAUGAAUCAAAGAGUUGUGGCAUUCAUUGAGGAUCAUCCAGCCAGAGGGACUGUGCGGUAUAUUGGUGAGGAGGAGGAUGAAAGUGGAAAUAUACAAACAAUUGUCGGAUUGGAACUGGAUGAAAGGAUUGGGAGUGGCAAUGGAAAACGGAAUGGACGGCAAUUGUUUGUUUGUAGCACAGGAUUUGCACGCUUUGUUGAUUUAGAAAGCGUCAUACCAGAGGGCCACUUUGAUGAGAACCCUAAAGAGACUACAGGAAAGAAAACGCUGGACAAAGAGGAUGCUAUUCAGGAACAAAUUCGACGAGAUGAAGCUUUAGCGAGAUCGAUGAGUUAUGAUUACAGAACACCAUGGUACAGAGAAAAAGAGCUAGGAGAAGACUCGCAAAAAAAACUGAGGGAAAUGGAACAGCAUUUGAAAAAUGUGCGGAAGGAAAAACAGCAACAAGAAGAGAACUCACAAAGAGAAUUGAGGGAGAUGGAACAGCUGGUGGCGAAAAUGGAACAACAACUGAGAGAACAAGAAAGACUAUCGGGCGAAAGGGAAAAGCAAUUGACAAUUUUCCAAGAAACAUUGCGAGUAAAAGAGUUGCAAGAGAAGAUCUUGCAUGAGCUGCUGAAAGAGAUCGACGAACAAGAAGAGAACUCACAAACACAAUUAAGAGAGAUACAACAACAGCUGAUAGAGAAAGAUAAACAAGAAGAGAAUUUACUGAGGCAACUAAGAGAGAUGGAACAACAGCUGAGCGAACAAGAAGAGAAUUUACAAAGACAAUUAAGUGAGAUACGACAACAGCUGAGAGAGAAAGAAGAAGAAGAAGAGAACUUACAAAGACAAGUAAGGGAGAUAGAACAACAGCUGAGAGAGAAAGACCAACAAGAAGAACAUUUACAAAGACAUCUAAGAGAGAUGGAACAACAGCUGAGAGAGAAAGACGAACAAGAAGAAAAUUUACAAAGACAUCUAAGACAGAUGGAACAACAGCUGAGAAGGAAAGACGAACAAGAAGAGAACUCACAAAGACAACUAACAGAGAUGGAACAACAGCUGAGAAGGAAAGACGAACAGGAAGAGAAUUUAGAAAGACAGAAAGACGAACAAGAAGAGAACUCACAAAGACAACUAACAGAGAUGGAACAACAGCUGAGAAGGAAAGACGAACAGGAAGAGAAUUUAGAAAGACAACUAAGGGAGAUAGAACAACAGUUGGCAAACUCACAAGGGCAAUUUCUAGAGGACGAAAGUGCUAACUUACACCAACAAGUCACUGCCCUAGAACGACAGCUGAGGGUAAAAGACCAGCAAGUGAAUGAAUUGGAGAUAACUCUUUCAACAGCUCAGCAAGCAUUGAGUGAACAUCAACGCCGACAGGUCACACCUGACUGGGUCAUUUCCCGUGAUCAAAUU